AUGCCCGUUCCCCACCACUGCCCUAAACUCCGCUUCGUCCCCGCCGAAUCCCGUAAUCCCGACGUGGCCUCCGCCGCCGUUGACGGCGACUUCUUCUUCGAAGACCUCCCCACCAUAGAUUCGGACGACGACGGCGAAGGGGACUACUACGACGAGUGGCGCCUCCGCGGCUGCGACGGCGGCCUCCUCCUCCUUUCCCGCGGCCGCUAUGCUUUGGAUCUCGCCGCGUAUGACCCCCUCGCGCGGACAGCCGUCUUCUUCCGCCCUCCCCACGCCUGGCGCUAUUCGUCCCACAUCGUGCGCUACGCCAUCUUGGCGGACGAUGCGGACGCCUCGUUCCGGGUCAUCGUCAUGGAGCGCUGGGCCGGCUCACGCUCCGCCGUCUUCUCCUCCCGCACCCGCGAAUGGGACAUGCUUGAGUCGCCCGGUACGCCUGCGAUGUAUAACUUCAUCCCAUGCAGCACCGACGGCACGCCCGCGGGCCGCUACGUGUACUGGCGGUCAGACACCAAGAAGUCCCGGUAUUGCAAGGACGACGAGAAGAUCUUGGUGCUGGAGAUGGAAGCAAUGGUGUGGUCGGUUAUCAAGCCGCCAUUCCCUCCUGGCGAAUCGUACUGCGUCGCGGACAUGGCGGAGCACGGCGGGCUCUGCAUUGUGUCCAGCAAAGAGCAGUGCGUGCAGCUCUGGGUCCGUGACAGCAAUGCUGAGUGGAUGCUCAAGAAGGAGGUUUCGUUGCUGAAUGAGUUUGGAUACCUGAAGAAGCUUCGUCUUGAGGAGUGGAUGAAGCGCGUGCGCAUCCUGGCAAUGAAGGCUGGCUAUGUGUACAUGGAGUUUUGGUCCAUAGGGAAGCCCCAUUCAUAUCUGUUCGUGCUAAAUCUGAACACCACAAAGCUGGAAUUCUUCUGCAACAAGUCGACCGAGCCUCACAGAGGUCCUGCGUUUCCGUUCUUCAUGCGGUCGGCACCUCUGCCUGCUCCAGAUGAUGAUUAUUCAGUUUGGUUGGCAAACUUAACUGUCAUGAGCUUUCCUCCUCGCCUGAAUGGUUUUGCAGAAUGCCCUGUUUAUUUGGUCAAGUUGUUACUUCUAGCUUCGAUUAGCCGAAGUUGGGUUAAUUGGGGCAUAAGAGUGUCAUCCAGAUGUCAGUUUGAAUUGGAAUCACGGAAGCCGAUUGGAUAA
This is a messenger RNA of Triticum turgidum subsp. durum (durum wheat), 1176 nucleotides long. The record is from the annotation of a GenBank genome assembly. NCBI's taxonomy places the organism in Eukaryota, Viridiplantae, Streptophyta, Magnoliopsida, Poales, Poaceae.